AUGAGCUCUACAAACAAAAGCUGCAAAGAUGAGGAGGGUGAACCAGUUGACACGAAGCUGUAUAGAGGAAUGAUCGGAAGCUUACUCUACCUGGCGGCGAGUCGACCAGAUCUAAGUCUAAGUGUGGGGAUAUGUGUUAGAUAUCAAGCAGAACCAAAGAAGUCUCAUCUGAAGGCAACUAAGAGAAUCAUUCGAUAUGUCAAAGGCACGGUUAACCUUGGGAUCUACUACUCAAAGGGAUCAAAUGGAAAUCUUGCUGGAUACUGGGAUGCAGACAUGGCUGGAAGUGCAGACGAUCGGAAGAGGGAUGAGGAAAGGGAUGAUGCAGAGGCGCCCAAUGUUCAGAUUGUGUCUUACAUCAGAAGCAAGUAG
This is a messenger RNA of Brassica oleracea var. oleracea, 372 nucleotides long. RefSeq lists its product as uncharacterized. Lineage: Eukaryota; Viridiplantae; Streptophyta; Magnoliopsida; Brassicales; Brassicaceae. Bases 1 to 372 code for a protein of 123 amino acids. The transcript is spliced from 2 exons. The record is from RefSeq and is a predicted model, not a curated record.